This is a messenger RNA of Gossypium raimondii (Peruvian cotton), 886 nucleotides long. RefSeq names its product short-chain dehydrogenase reductase ATA1. Lineage: Eukaryota; Viridiplantae; Streptophyta; Magnoliopsida; Malvales; Malvaceae. The record is from RefSeq and is a predicted model, not a curated record.
AAGCAUGUUGAUCUACAGGGUUCAUCUGCAAUGAGGUUGGUCCCAAUGGCUACUUCAAUUCAUAUCUUAUAUAUGUAAACCCAAUAUAUAUAUAUUUUGGAUGAUUGGCAAAGUCACAGUUGUAACCGGUGGUGCAAGAGGGAUUGGAGCUGCCACAGCUAAAUUUUUUGUUGAAAAUGGGGCUUAUGUUGUUAUUGCUGAUAUAUUGGAUGAACCAGGGACUAUGCUUGCCGACUCCAUAGGAGCUUGCUACAUUCAUUGUGAUGUAGCCAAGGAAAGUGAUGUCGAAUCAGCUAUCCAACUUGCUAUCACAUGGAAAGGCAAACUAGACAUACUGUUUAGCAAUGCUGGCAUUGGAGGCAUUGCAAGCAGCAUAACCAGCCUUGACAUGGAGCAAGUGAAACAUCUGAUCUCAAUCAAUCUACUCGAUAAAGUACAUGCAAUCAAGCACGCUGCACGAGCCAUGCUGAGUGCAGUAAAAGGUUCCAUCAUAUGUACGUCGAGUUCCACAGGUAUCAUUGGAGUGUUAGCGUCUCACCCUUACUCUUUGUCGAAAGCUGGUAUCAUCAGACUAAUGUGAACAGCGGCAUGCAAGUUGGGGAUUCAUGUGAACUGCAUUUCUCCUCAUGCUGUCCCUACAGAUAUGCUCGUUAGUGGUUAUAGAAUUUAGGGGAAUGAAACAACACCCGAACAAGUGAAGACACUAGUCGGUGAAGAAGGGAUUUUAUUACGUGGGAAAGCUGCAACUGUUGAAGAUGUGGCCAAAGCUGCAGUGUUCCUCGCCUCAGAUGACAACGGAUUCAUAACAGCGCAUAAUCUCGUUAUUGACGGCAGAUAUACGUCUGCUAUUAGUUCAGAGUUUCAUCUGCAAGUAGUAAAGAAUUAG